UAUGUUCGUUAAAGAUUGACAGUUGGCCGACAAGAUCACACCGCAAGGCACUCUACGCCACUCUAAGUGGGCAGAAUAAGAUGUUGGGCUUCUGCGUCUACAUACAGUUAAACCAUGGGAUGUGCUCUUAAACUUGCAGUUUUGUUCGGCUGUCUUCCCUUUUCUACCGCCGGAAUCCAUACCCUGGAGUACUUCUACGCAGCUACAUCAGGAAACUUUCCAGAGUUUAUAAGUGUUGGGGUGGUGGAUGGUGUAGUCAUUAGUCAGUAUGAACGCAUCAGUCAGAAGCAAGUUCCCAAGCAGGACUGGAUGAAGCAACUGGAUCAGGACUACUGGGAUUCAGAGACACGAUGGUCUAAGACAUAUGAUGAGAAUUUCACGAAGGACAUUAAGAUUGUAAGGAAACGCUUUAAUCAGACUGGAGGAGUGCAUGUUUUGCAGAAAAUGUAUGGCUGUCGGUGGGAUAUUGACUCUGGAGCCACUGAUGGUUAUGAACAGUUUGGUUAUGAUGGAGAGGACUUCCUCUUACUAGACCUGAAGUCCAUGAGAUGGAUUGCAGUACUGCCACAGGCAGGCCCAAGCAAAGCAGAGUGGGACCGUACAGAAAGUGCUGUAAACAGGAGAGCGUAUUUCCAGGGCACGUGUAUUGAAUGGCUGAAGAAAUAUGUUCAAUUUGGGAGCAGCACUCUGAGGAGGAAAGUGUCCCCAGAGGUCACUCUUCUCCAGAAGGACUCCUUUUCUCCAGUGGUGUGCCACGCUACAGGUUUCUAUCCAGAGGGGGUGAUGAUCACCUGGAAGAGAGAUGGAGUGGAGAUGGAGGAGGAUGUGGAUGUGGGGGAGACUCUGCCCAAUCAUGAUGGAACCUUCCAGAAGAGAGCCGUGCUCACUGUGCCACCUGAAGAAAGGAGGAAGGCCCAGUACACCUGUGAGGUGGCUCACCAGAGUGGAAAGACCAUCAUCAGGACCCUGACUGUAGAAGAUGGCAAUAUCCUUGGCAUCGGCAUCGGUAUUGGUUUUCUCGUUGCUGCUCUUGUCGUGAUUGGUGGGAUUGUUGGGAUUGUCAUGAUGAAGAUGAAGACUGGAUUCAAGAAGGCAGAACAGCCUUCACACCUGCAAAGUUGUGUGAAUGGUAAGUUGUUACUCUUGCAAGAACACCUUAUACAGCAUUGGCUGGCAAGAAAACAACACUUGACAAGUUCCACAACAGCCUCUGGUGCUGGUGGAAGUUUUGACAGAACAGGAGCCUAUUGCCCAUCAACAAUUUGUCUCCAUCCCAGUGACGGUGAGUCAAGAAUCUUUGGAGCAAGCACUGUAUCUUGUGCCCAAACAUUUGCUUGUGUGCUCUCAGAAUUUCAAUUUGUUACAUGUCUCAUAGCGCUUUACAGAGUGUUAAACAUUCAGACAGAGCCCAUGAGUAACAGGGGCGAGGAAAAACUCCUUGCCCCUGUUAUGGGAGGGAGAAACCUAUAGGAUGAAACCUCAAGC
Molecule: messenger RNA, 1485 nt
Organism: Alosa sapidissima (American shad)
Lineage: Eukaryota; Metazoa; Chordata; Actinopteri; Clupeiformes; Clupeidae
Product: patr class I histocompatibility antigen, A-5 alpha chain-like
Exons: 7
Coding region: 115-1470 (451 amino acids)
Biological process (GO): immune response
Cellular component (GO): external side of plasma membrane
Source: RefSeq, a predicted model, not a curated record